AAUGAACAAACAUAUAGACCAAAGGAUUGGAUAUCUAUAAGGAUGUUCUCUGCUUCAAAUGGAUCGAAGAAGCCAGUACAGCAGGAGAUGGUGCAGGUUGAGAGAUCAGAAUCAUCCUCUCCCUUCUGGCGAAGUAGAACUACAAGUGGACGGCGCAAUUCUUCUCCAAAAAAGCAUGCCAGUGAUUCAGGACUUGUGGUGGGAGCUUCAUACUCCCACGCGGAUAUUCUAAAGUUUGAUAAUUUAUCCAUAUCUUCAGGUUCAGGCCGCCCGAGAACCCCCCCAUCUACAUCACCAUACAAAAGUUAUGGCGAUACCCAUACUCCUUCUUUGCACCGAGGACAUACUCCGUCUUUGAGCCGAGGACAUUCCGGACUGGCUUCACCACCUCGAAGGACAUACACAGAUUUUCUGUCCCAUACAAACAAUGAUUGGAAUGCGGAGGACGAGGCUGAUGAGGAAGAUGAAUAUGGCUACGAGAAUGAUGAUGGGGACGACUUCGGGCUGCCGAGUAUUUCGAGUAUGAAGCGAAAGACCAAGAAGGCACCCGAUCCUAGCGGUGUGGACUCAGGUGGGACUCUGUCGCCAUUUGGUCAUGGCCUACAGGGAAGCUAUGGUGGAUUCGGGCCCCGGCGGCUUUCAAACAGUGCAGAUAUUGCAAUUGAACGGCCAGCCCCAAGUUAUCCUCUACCAAAAAAGAGUGAAGGGAAGAUCUUGAGACCUCAGUACAAAGAUAUACUAAGGGAUCCCGCAAACUCGUUGCAUCUCAUUAACCACCCACCUAUACCCCCCGAUGCGUCGCCCAAGGAUAUAGAUAUCCAUUCAGCGCGGAUUACGAGAAUCAACAAAUUCAAGAAGAUACUCCAAGCCACCUCGAUUUCUUUGACGGAUCUGAGAGCUGCAGCAUGGUCUGGCGUACCAGAGGAAGUUCGGGCUAUGACCUGGCAAUUACUGCUUGGUUACCUCCCUACAAGCAGUGAAAGGCGUGUUGGGACUCUUGAACGUAAACGGAAGGAAUACUUAGAUGGGGUUCGACAAGCAUUUGAAAGGGGCGGAACGUCGGGGCCAGCUGGUAAAGUCAGAGGUCUAGACGAAGCAAUCUGGCAUCAGAUCAGCAUUGACGUUCCUCGAACGAAUCCACAUUUGGAACUUUAUGGCUACGAAGCGACGCAAAGAUCCUUAGAACGAAUAUUAUACGUCUGGGCUGUGCGGCAUCCUGCCAGUGGUUAUGUCCAAGGUAUCAAUGACCUCGUGACCCCUUUCUGGCAGGUCUUUCUUGCGACCUAUAUUACGGACUCGGAUGUUGAAAGUGGUAUGGAUCCAGGACAGCUACCGAAACCCGUUCUCGACGCUGUAGAAGCAGAUUCGUUCUGGUGCUUGACGAAGCUUUUAGAUGGUAUCCAGGAUAAUUACAUAUUCGCGCAACCUGGGAUUCAACGUCAAGUUGCAGCUCUCCAUGAUCUCACUGCGAGGAUAGACGUUGCUCUUGCGAAACACCUCGAAAAAGAGGGCGUUGAAUUUAUACAGUUCAGUUUCCGAUGGAUGAAUUGUCUCUUAAUGCGGGAAAUAAGUGUGAAGAAUACAAUUAGGAUGUGGGACACAUAUAUGGCUGAGGAGCAGGGCUUCUCGGAAUUCCAUCUGUAUGUGUGUGUUGCCUUCCUGGUCAAAUGGUCCGACAAGCUCCUGAAGAUGGACUUUCAAGAAGUCAUGAUGUUUCUUCAGGCUCUUCCCACGCGGGAUUGGACAGAGAAGGAUAUUGAGCUUCUUCUAAGUGAGGCUUUCAUCUGGCAAUCGCUGUUCAAAGGAUCUUCUUCACAUCUUCGAGGUGGAUCGAGCACGACGCCUUCAAAUUCUACCUAAGGCGUUCGUUAACGUCAAUCAAUGAUCUCUUC
Amorphotheca resinae ATCC 22711 is the source of this 1892-nucleotide messenger RNA. RefSeq lists its product as hypothetical. Bases 43 to 1860 code for a protein of 605 amino acids. Gene Ontology annotation, biological process: activation of GTPase activity. Gene Ontology annotation, cellular component: Golgi apparatus. Gene Ontology annotation, molecular function: GTPase activator activity. The transcript is spliced from 6 exons. NCBI's taxonomy places the organism in Eukaryota, Fungi, Ascomycota, Leotiomycetes, Helotiales, Amorphothecaceae. The record is from RefSeq and is a predicted model, not a curated record.